GUUUAAUGGAUGAUUCGCGUCUCCGAGAAUUUCUACGCGGGUAGCUACACCCUAGAUAUACACACUACCUAGUACCUACCUAGUACCUAGACUGACCUCGGAAUCAACACAACUUAAACCGAUAUAUCGCCAACAAUUCAAUACUUUCAUACUCUUCUACUACGUACCCUCGAUAAUUAAUGAAUGACAUACGAACUAACAUUGCCCCCACUUUGGAUUUCAUCGCCAAAUCAUUAUGCGAUUUAUCCACUCGUAGCAAUUGUUAGUUGUAGCGACUGCGGGAGGCGCAAGAGACACUCGUCUACAAGAUGCCAGCCUUUUCUUCUAUAAAUGUCGAACCCGAGGAGAAUAUCGACGAGGAGGUCGAUAAUACUCGCGAAAUCCAAAUCGACGAGGCCCUGAAACGCUUCCAAACAGCCCUUAAGCUUCAUGCACAAGGCCCCAAGAAUUAUGAAGAUGCUACCCUAGCAUAUGAGUCGUUAUUCGAAUCGGAUAUCUUCCGAUUUCCCGAGAGCGCGACCGACUUCGAACGCGCCGAACGACAGUCCGAUCAUCGCCAUCUUGGCGUCGAUGUACCCUUUGCGCAGCCACUCGACGACACCCAAGGCGACAUCGACGGUAGUGGCAGUAGUCUACCACAGACCCUAUACCUUGCAUAUAAAAACCAUGGCCAGUUUGCGCUUGACAAUAUUAGAUAUCUGGCCAAAGUGGGAGGUGAUGCAAAAGCUGUGCUGGAAGACAAACAGGUCCUUGCAAGCGCUCAGAAGGCGCUCUACGAAUUUAGUUCGGCCCUGGAUUUCGAUCCGUCAGAUGCUGAGCUUUGGAGAAGAGCUGCGCGUGUUGCCGCGUUUCUAAACAGCAGGAGAAUUAGUCGAUAUUGCCUCGAAGCUGCUAUUGAACUUGACGAUGAUCCGGCCGUCGAGGAAGUUGAGCCACCCUCCCUCGCGGAGGGAUUCGCAGGUGAACAGCUGAAGAAGCUAUUGAAUGUUUUAUCCGACGAUCUCGCAUUGUCGCAUCCAAUUAUGAUACCAUUUCUUAAGAAAUCAGUAUCCGGCCGUCUAAUGAAAUAUCUCGACCCUUUCCCAUUCCUCCCGGAACUUACCGACUUGUCUGCGCCGCCAAAGCGCUUGUUAGCAGCGGGUGAGCAGAAACUUCAACGACUUAUUAUCAACGUCCCCGUAGCUUCAUGGGCUGAUCUAGGCAUGUCACUUGUACACUCGGUCGCGACUGGGGGGAUACCUGGGGAAGCUGUCACGUUGAACCUUCCCGACAUACCUGAGACUCAGGACGAUAUCCAAAUGCUUGUUGAAAGGCCAAAGCUAGAUUUAUCCAAUGAGACUGCCGCUGCACAACCGGCCCCAGACAACAAGCCGGCAGCGUCAUCCAAAGAUGACCAAAGUGAUUCUAUGAAAGAGUGUGGCGCUGACAAUGGGAACAUCUUAGAAGACGCGCGGGCCGAACGCAGUGUCUCGGUCCUCUCUCGAAAGCGAUCACAGUCCACAGCUGGACUACCCGACGGAGUUGACGAAGAAGUGGUAGAUCAGAAGAGGAGCAAGCGAAUUCGACGCCGUGAGACCGCUGGUGAGGUUAUGGACACGAACACGCAAUAUGCCACACAGUUACAGCCAUUCCAAGCCGCCGAUCAGAAUCUCUUCCAGAUGACGCGUAAUAUGGUAGAGAACUUGGGUGUUACUGAUCGCGAUACCUUUGAUCGGUUAGCUGAAGUCCUCGACUCUUGUGCGUCGUCUACCCGUACUGCCAAACUUGAACGGCCGGCUAUGGUUGAUCUGCGCGAUUCGUUGAUUAAGUUUAAUGAAGAGAGCACGAGGGUAGUCCUGAACAAGAAGGAGGCCUCACCUAUCGGCUUUUCAUCCUUUCUUGAGCACUCGAAGCCCGGAUCUCAGAAUAAACGGGCUACGCCUAUGUUCCACGAAACAAAGGGUCUGAAAGCUUUCUCCCAAAAGGUUAAUGACAAUUGGAUAUCAAUCCAAGAUGUUGCCUUUGAGUGGGUGAGCCAUGUGUGCGAGACAUAUCUUACGAGCAAAUGGUCGGAUUCCACGAAGACUGCCGUUGUCCAAGUGAUUAGCCAUCUCGAUGAAGACAUAUGGAACCGAGUGCAGUACGAACUUAAAUACCUUACUUCAUCUCAGGACCCCCAUCAGACAUUGGCUAUGAUCGACCAAAUAGUUCAGAUGCUAUUUGAGCUGCAUCUAGACGUCUACGAACGGAUAACAAACCCCAACAGUGCCGUGGAUUUUGCUAUCCGCGUCGAAACUAAAGGGAGACUAGGCCGAUGGUUCACAUUUGCUUCGCGGAUGAGUCGAGAUCGUCCGGAGGGCGCGGACGCUUCACUAUCCGCCCGGUUUCUAUGGUCCGCUGUUUUUGCUGUUACAUUGACAGAGGGUGUAUCAAGGGACCACAUUCUCCAAUGCUGGAAGAGUCUCCGAGACAGACUUGUCGAGGAACCGGAAAUCGUCGACAUACGACUUCCAAAUAAUGCGAUCAUGCCAGAAGUCUCAGCUCAUGCAGCUGAUAGGGAGAUAUCCAAACUCACAACUAUGGACUUCUUCCUCGGCCUAUUCCAAAACGACCUCAGCGACCCCGUCUCUGUAAUCGAAAGUUUGGAGCCGGUCCUUAAUCCUUCCUCUGUUUGUGUAGCAAUAGCCACCUCCACAACGUCUGAGACUAUGGUGGUAGAUGAAGACCCUGACGCCUUGGCAGCUAAUCCCACUGGGUUACCGAUUUCCCAGACCGCGAACCAGGGUCUACGGGAUCUUUGGAAGUUCUUGCUAGGCACAAGCACAGAACUAAGAUUAUUUUUAUGGACGCGACUGGGAGAUGCAUAUAGUGCUAUCGACUAUACGACCAAGCAAUUUUCGUGUCUUUUGAAGAGUAUUGAGAUGGUUAUUACCGAUUUCGAACAGGAGUCGUAUUUGACUAUGUCUACUGAAUCACGUCGCCCUCUAUUCCUAAAGAUGCUCAGGUUUCUAGACGAGUUAUUGAUACAGGCGCUUUCGAUGGCACUCAACGACCCCAAAGCUUUUGACAUCAUUGACGACGAACACCUUAGGUCUAGUAUUUCGACCUUGGUAAAAUUAUCCUGUAUGCUACAUGUAUCGUGCAUGUAUGAAGAUGAGGUCCGUGUUGGCAUGAACCAGCAUGUUUCAAGUGGCGCGACUUUUCAGUCUUUCUUGACCAAACUCCGAGAGAUGCAAGUUAGGAACUGGUCUCUGUUGUAUACAAUGCUCAAGUCUGGCAUGGCACAGAACAAAUCAGGGUUUACUACGCCGGACAAUGACCUUGCUGAUUAUCUAGCGGCAAUUCAUCAAGUCCUAGGCCUCAGGAAAUUUUGCAAAUCGUCUAACAAAAUUUUCCUCAAGAUGAUGCGGGUGGAAUUAUUGAAGCAGAACCUCAUAGACAACUGGGAGGAUUACCUCGGCCAAGUACUCUACGAUCUUUAUGGCUUGAAACUCGGUGUUGGCCUUAGCGAAGUACAAGACCAUGGGUGUCCCCCUGAAAAGCUCGAGCGACGCAAUACAACCGCACUUGUUGAGAGAGUAUCCGUCCUUGCUAACCGUAUGCCGAUGAAAGAUCUGCUGAAGUCAGACCUCAAAACAACAAUCGAACACAUGCAACAGGCCAUUGGGCAAACCAAAUCAAAUCAACAAUUUAUACAAAAUCUGCGGAUUUUUAAUCAAACCCUGCAGAGACCUAUCCCACCACUCCGCCUGUACGAAGCCCUCAAAGGUAACAUAUCGAUCGACGCAGUUACCGUUAACACUCCGGAUAGCGCCUUGGCCAAACACAGAUGGUUCUUUCUUCUAGGAAUGAUUGCAUUCACCAAGUUUAAGGGCGUGGAUCUCAACAGGAGGCAGACACCAGGCGCUACUGACGACCUUCGUAUCGGCGCCACGUUCUUACGCCAGCAACUACAGUUCACACCCGAUCAAUGGGAUGCAUGGUUUAGGCUCGCCGAGUGCUUCGACUACGAGCUUGAUGAAUCCGUACUUUGGACAGCUGACAAGAUGAAUAAGGAGAGAGCAGAACUAAUUAAGUACCAACGGAGUGCAAUACACUGUUAUACUCUCGCGCUAUCGCAAUCUCGGAAUGCACCACCGGAGGCGCUUGGAGAGUGUACUGAGGAUAUACAUGACCUAUACCAUAAGUUUGGUAUGCGGAUGUAUGCUUCCAGCCGUGAACCAUUUGCGAUGGAACCGUUUCAUCAUUCGGAGCAUAAACGAUUUGUCAUCCUCGAAUCUGGUGUCGAAUCGAAAGAUCUUCAUUCGCAAAUGGAAGAUUAUAAAGUAUGGAAGUAUGCAGCUAGGCUGUUCAGAAAGGCUAUGGAAGUCAAACCAAAACAAUGGCAGAAUCCGUAUAUGGUGGCCAAAUGUAUAUGGAAAAUGUACCAAAAACCACCAACCUCCCUCGAUCAUAGAGACAGACGAGACCGACCAACGAUGCGGGCCGUCAUCAACGCCCUCGAGAGAGCGGUCGAGGUUGUGUCUGCACUACCAAAACCGCGUCAUGGACAGGACCCUAUCCUAGAGCCCCACUACAAAAUCGUGUCGAUUUUGCAUAAGCUUGUCAUGCGAGGAGACAUAACGCCACAAGAAGCAGCCGAUGUACUCCAACGCCAGCCAUACGCUAUUCAGGAUGGGGAACAUGUUGAUAUUAAUGAUUUAGAAGACUGGGAGCCGUAUGUCAUCGAGACACUCAGCCAUCUGCGAGAGAAAGAUAGGUCUAAUUGGCAACAUCGAAUUAUCAUGCGGCAUGCCAGAAUCUUGUUUGACGAGAAUUCCGAAGAGCAAGGCUUCGUCCACGCAAUGGCUGCUUUUGGCGUUCUCAGGGAGUCGAUGCUGACCAAGACGAUGGUGAUGAACGUUUGGAAAUGCGACGCAGAGCGGCCGGGUAGACACCAUGUCUAUACCGAACAAUAUGUUCGAUUCGCCGUCAAACUCUUAAUUGUCCUAAAAGACAGACCGAAUUUCGAAGCUUUACUACGUCGCUUACGUAAGAAAGGCGCAGACUUCUAUCACUUCAGCGAUCUUUGGCAGACUUGUUGCAUUUCAUAUCUGCGACUUAUCCGACAAACGUAUCAGAUCUUACCGGUACUUGAAGAUGAUUUCAAGGCAAUAAGUCCCGAAGAAUUCGACAUCAUCGCCUCCCGGAUCAGCGACUGGUCUUCCGACCCAUCCUUGGCCCACCCUACGCUUAGUGCAUUACGGGAGACCAUUGAAUUAAAAAAACUCAAUGCCGGAUUCAUGAAGGCGGGCGCUAUUGAUGAUUUGGUAACCGACUGUUACACGGCGCUGUAUAAUGAAAUAGGGAAGUCUUUGCCAGGUCCCGCCAUAUCAGCUCUGAUUGCUGAGAGAGAGCAAGCACGUGUUCGCGAGGAAGUUCGACAAUCCGAAAAGGCGUUAGAAUCCAAGUCCUCCAAUCCGUUAAGCAACCUCUUGAAUCCGCAAUCCCACGAAAACUCGGGCACAGAGGGCGGUGCUGGGGAUUCGGCCCCGGCGAACACUGAAGGGGUGCAACGGCCUCGUAAAAUAGGCAUUAGGAGAGCCGAUAUUCUCCGCAAGGCGGAACAAGCAGCCCUACGUGUCCAAGAAGGUCCGAAACCCACUAGCACCAAGUCUCGCGGUUCUGUCUCUAGCGGCAAGACACCUGCUGCGGAGGAAGGGAAGGAGGGUGAAGCGAACGACGAUUUACAGAGUGAUAACGGAGCAGCUGACGAAGACACGGAAAUGAAAGAUGAGGAAGCCGAGGCGGAUAUGAGCUCAGCUCCUGGAAGCGUCCACGAUUCAGCCGACGAUGAAAGUGACCUCAGCGAUGCACCGCCAGAGGACGUCCUAGAUGAGGACGAAGCUCAACAGUUGAUGUUCCCAAACUUGACGAAGAGGAGUACUAAUUCUGGAAUCGAGGAUACUGACAGCGAAGAUUCCAAUGCUGCCGGCACUUCGGUUGAGGAGGUGGAAGAGGAAGUAGAAGAUGAUGAUGAUGAGGCAGAUGAGCCCGAGUAGACGACUACAAAGAUUUCACAAAAGCUGAUAGACUAGAGUUCAUUCCCUCUAUGGAUUCUACUACAUGUCACUCAGCUACCGACUAGACGUAUGAUCGGCGUUGUAUCGGGCAAAGCAAAACCAUCUGGGCUAUGGGUUGAGGGAGUUCUGGUGUAGACAACAAUUACCGGUAGU
Messenger RNA from Annulohypoxylon maeteangense, 6194 nucleotides. RefSeq lists its product as uncharacterized. Gene Ontology annotation, molecular function: nucleosome binding; protein binding. Gene Ontology annotation, biological process: chromatin organization. Bases 309 to 6020 code for a protein of 1903 amino acids. Lineage: Eukaryota; Fungi; Ascomycota; Sordariomycetes; Xylariales; Hypoxylaceae. The transcript is spliced from 4 exons. The record is from RefSeq and is a predicted model, not a curated record. Gene Ontology annotation, cellular component: HIR complex; nucleus.